AUGGUGACCGCCGUUGACGACGACUACGUUGGAUUGAGAACGCACCGGCAUUUUGCUUUCGCGCAUGGACAGAUUUUCAGCAGCAGCGAGCGAGUUACACGAGAAAUCAUGGAUCGUCUCUGGCACGACCGCACGGGAUGGGCCUCCUCAGACCCGGCGACAGCCAUGCAGGACGAUGUCGCCCAUCAUUCGCAAGACGGCGCCGUCGCUUGCUUGGAAGUCGGCGAGCAGGCGCCGCCUGGCAAGGCGGCGAUAUCGGCGGCCCGCGAUGGGCCUGUCGCGCCUGCUGUCGCCACGAAUAACGGGGUGGAGGCUCCACCUCGCGCGCUGUUCCAUCCGAUCAAGGUGGACGACAUGCACGCGGAGAUGGACCGCCUGCGACUCGAACUGUGGGCGGCGCGCAUAGAGUGCAGCGAGUUGAGGGCUCAACUAGAGGCGCGGUCGGAGCGCGCGCUGGAAGAGGAGCGCCUGGCGGGCGCGAGGAGCGCGCGAGAAGAGGCGCAGCGGCAGGUGGAGGAGGCGAGGGGCGAGGCGGCGGCGGCGAGGCGCGAGGCGGAGCGCGCGAGGCGGUACCACGAGGAGGAGGUGGCCGUGCUGCUCGGCGCGCACCGCGACAAGGAGGCGCUCUGGCAGCGCAAGGAGGUGGAGUUGGAGCACGAGCUGCGCCACCUGCGCCACCGACUAGCCGACUCACGCAACGCGCUGUGUGUGGCGGAGGCGUGUGCGCAGGGCGCGCGGGAGGAGGGCAGCAGCGCCGUGGCUGUGCUGCGCCGGCAGCUGGCGGGGGCGCUGCGGGCGGCGGCGGAGCGGGAGAGGGAGCAGGAGGAGGCGAUGCAGCGCGUGGACGGCGAGCUGGCGCGGCUGCAGGGGCAGGCGGACGCCGCCGCGCAGCGCGAGGAGCUGGCAGCAGCGCUGAUCGACCGCCUGCACGCCGACAACGAGGCGCUCAGGGGCGCGCUGCUCGCCGCUCAGGAGGGCGCGCAUGGCAGCACGGCGGCGCGCAGGGGGCGCGUGGAGCAGGAAUGCAGCAGAUUGCAGGCAGCAAAAGGCGAGCGUGGAGACGUGGGGGAAGGGAAGUCAGUGCAGCGGGUUCCAGGAGGAGUGGUGCGGCGAGAUAUGCUUCAACCCAAGAAAUCUCAAGCCCCACAUCCUGAUGGCGCUCCUGGUGGCGGUGGAGGUGGUGCUGCCGACGAUGCAGAGGAAGCAAGGCGUGGCCGUGACGACCGGGGUGGAGCCAGUGGGGCGCACGGUGGGCUGGCUGCAGCAGCUGCAGGGGGGUCAAGGGGAGCAGGGGGCGCAGAGAUGCAGGCGGGCAGCCGGGAGUGGGGGGAUGGGGGUGCGUGUGGUGGUGCAUUCGACCAGAGGGCGUGGCCGAGUGAGGUGGGCGGGGAAGAGCCUGAAGGCCCACCGGAGCAGUGGCAUGAGAGCGGGGGCAGUGAGCAGCGUGCUGCAGUCGCUCACAGCGCGUGCGGCGUGGAGGAGCGGCGUGGCGGCGAGUACGAGUCGGCGUUCACGCUGCCGGUGCCCCGGCAGGGCGCGUGGAGCCGCGCCAAGCAGGCCGUGGCGCAGUACUAUGGGGGGGGCGCAGGCGAGGAGGGCGAGCAGGAGCAGCGCGAGAGGGAGCUGGAGGAGGUGCUGGAGGAGAACGGGCGGCUGGAGGAGCAGCUUCGGGCGCUGCAGGCGCAGGUGGGCAAGGCACAGCGCGUGGUGGCAUGGCAGGGGCGGCUGCGGCAGCGCGUGCUACAGCUGCGGGUGUGUCUGGAGCUGACGAGCAAGGUGGUGGACGUCAAGGACCGCGCGCUCGAACUCGCCGUGCACCGCGCCCGUGCCGCUGAGGCCCGCUGCACCCACCUGGACCGCCGCCUGCACCUCCUGCUGCCCGCCGCCUCUGCUGCCCCCGCUGCCCUGGGCGAGCACGGCAGCUCCCAAGCUGCCAGGGGGGCAGAUGGCUGUGGGGACAUCGCGGGGACUGGGCUGCAGAGAAGGUGUGCAGUGGCGGAGAUUGAGGCUGUGGGCGAGGAUGCGGCAGGGGUGCAGCACGGAGGAGAGGCAGGUGCAUCGUCAAGGCAUGAGGAGGGGGGCGCCCAGGAGGAGGGCAGCCCGGAAGGCGCUGAGGAGGGGGCGGGCGUGGCAGUGGUGGAGGCGGGUGGUGAGCAGUGCGUGGUGGCAACGGUGUCCACUGGCAGCUCAGGGUGGGCCGGCAUGCGUCGCAGGAGCAGGAGCAGGGGGCGCGUGCAAGGCGGCAGUGAGGCGAGUGGAGAGGAAGAGGAGUGGCCGGCGGUGGGGCUGAAGGAGCUGCAAGCGAGGCGGGACGUGCUGCUGAUUGCCAUGCACGGGCUGAGGGAGCGCGCAGCACUGGCUGCGGAGAUGGGGCUGCGAGCGGCAGCGGUGAUGGGGCGGCAGGGCAAGGACAAGCGUGCAGAGGUGAGCGAGAUGCUGGCAGCGGUGGAGGGCGAGGCUGACGAGGCACGUGUGCUGAUUGAACGCACAGAGAGGGUGGUGGCCCGCAUGGCAGUACUGGAGCGAAGGGGAAAGGUCAUGGAACGCAAGAUGGAGAGCAAGCGGGUCAAACUAGUCCAUUUGGAGAAUAAGUUUCACCUGGCUCCCAAGCCAGUCGCGUGCGACUACACGGUGGGGCGGUGGGUCUACGACGCGCGGAGCCGGUCGUACAGCAGCAAGUGCGCGUGGAUCCGCUCGGCCUUCAACUGCGAGCGGAACGGGCGGCGCGACACGGGGUACACCAAGUACGCGUGGAAGCCCAGCGCGUGCACCGUCCGACGCUUCGACCGCGCCUACUUCAAAGCCCUGCUCCGCAACAAGGUGGUGGCGUUCGUGGGCGACUCGUUUUCGCGCAACCUGCAGCAGGCCAUCGCGUGCGAGCUGGGCGUGGACGACCACGUGGAGCCGUGGUCGGGGUGGCUGGGCGGCACGCUCGUGUCGGGGCUGGCCGUGCCGCGCUACAACCUGAAGCUGGUGGCCGUGGUGGCGCCGUACCUGGUGCGCUACAGCAACCAGGACUGGGCGUUCAGGCAGUACGGGCUGCGGCCGGGCGACGGCAGCCGCUACGUGGUGUGGCUGGACCACAUGGACGACCAGUGGGCGGCCGUGCUGCAGCACGUGGACCUGGCGGUCUUCAUGUCGGGCCACUGGUUCCUGGACAAGCAGGGCGCCGAGGCCGUGCGCUCCACCGUGUACGUGGCCAACAACAGGGUGGUGCGCUUGAGCGGCAUGAGCGCGUACCGCGCCGCCAUCCGCAGUGUGAAGCGGUUCGUGACCGUGGAGCAGAGGUACCGUGGCGUGCCCAUGUGGCUCACCUACUCCCCCUCCCACUACUCGAGAGGUAACCCCCCCACAUGCCGCCACACCACACCCAUAUCUACGAAGAGGGUGCAAACCAUGGUGGCCCAUGACAUCUCCACAGCCUUCAGAAGGCUGGAGAUGCGCAUGUAA
This is a messenger RNA of Closterium sp. Naga37s-1, 3450 nucleotides long. The record is from the annotation of a GenBank genome assembly. Lineage: Eukaryota; Viridiplantae; Streptophyta; Zygnematophyceae; Desmidiales; Closteriaceae.